UACAAACACACUGGAUAACUUCAUUAACCUUGCUUGUCUUUUUAAUGGGGUUUUAUAAAGGGGCUCAUUCAAAAGUCAAAACGGCGUAAGAUGUGAUUUCACGCCUUUUUAGGUUCACCCUUAAGUGCCCAUCUUGCACGAGAUAAGGACUGCAGUCUCUGGCUGUUUGUGUGCAUGUCUCUGUGCAUAUGUUUGUGUAUGUGUGUUGGGAACACUCGAGCGUCCCCCGGCACACGCGGCGUUAUAGCGCCCGCUGCCCUGCGCCUGUUUCCGCCUGACUCUCCGGUUGCCGGGCGCCAGGACAAACUCAUGGUCUGUUUAACCAGAACACAAUUACAGACGUGCGCGUAAAUAUUUGCUCGGAAAACAGACUGACCGGGAGAGAUGGGUAUAAAUGCCCAAACCGAUAAAUGCCCAUAACGCCAAACACGGAGCGCAACAUCAGCAGCAACAUCCAUACGCAUGGCAGCAAGCGUGAUCAGAACGCUGAGUAAUUUUGGUUUGGCGAAACCUCUGCAGGCUUGCUUCCUUUCUGUAGAGGAUGAGGAGGAGACCGAAGAGGAGUUUGAAGUGGAGCUGAGACAAGAAGUUGAGGACAGUUUGGAAGAUGAAGAGGAUGAAGUUUCCAUUGUUUCUCAUGAAGAAGAGCCAUGGAGUUUUGAUCCCGCCCCCCAUAACACAGAGAUGACCAAUCAGCUGCUGCGGUUUGCUGACCUCAUCAGCCAUGACGUCCAACGUUACUUCGGGCGAACCCAAGACCCAGACACCUGUGACAUUUACGCUGAGACACCGUGUCCGAAGGUUGGGGGACGCCAACGCUACUACGCUGACUUCAUUAAAGUUGCAUCAUCAGGGCAGGGGGAGGAGCCUGAGUCGCUGGGGCCACUCGCAGAGCUCUUUAAUGAUGCUCAAAGGAAAGGGCGGGGUCUACCCAUGAGUCAACGAUCUCUACCUAUCAGCUUCUGGACAGAGCCUCUCUCACACCAGAUUGAUGUGUUAAGAGAUACAAACACACUGGAGAUCUCGUUCGGUAUGACCAACACUUCAGAAAGCUCAGAUAACAAUUCUUCAUUGAGCGUGUACAGUAACAAUAAUGUUUGCACGAUGACCAGCUCCAGUAUUUCAGAGACUCUCAGUAGCUCAAGUACCCCAGAUUUCAGUGAUUUACUUGCUCAUUGGGCCAUUGAUAAAGAUAGCAAUGAAUUCAACUGUGACUUUCAGUUAAUAUAAGAAACAUUUCUACAAAACAACCCCUUACACUGCAAACAAUCCUGUUGUUAAUCAAUGUUUUGUUUUCCAAUAAAACAAGAAUAAUGUAUCUUAGAAGCAAUAUAUGUAUUUUUUUAAU
Misgurnus anguillicaudatus (oriental weatherfish) is the source of this 1348-nucleotide messenger RNA. RefSeq lists its product as uncharacterized. The record is from RefSeq and is a predicted model, not a curated record. Lineage: Eukaryota; Metazoa; Chordata; Actinopteri; Cypriniformes; Cobitidae.